Molecule: messenger RNA, 201 nt
Organism: Ilex paraguariensis (yerba mate)
Lineage: Eukaryota; Viridiplantae; Streptophyta; Magnoliopsida; Aquifoliales; Aquifoliaceae
Source: the annotation of a GenBank genome assembly
AUGCUGGUAGCAUAUAACCCACAUGGAGUCAAGAAAAUAGCAGGCACUGAAUCUGUUGCUGCAGCUUCAAGUUACCUGGUGGAGAUGGCGGCAUGUCUAGAUGCUCUGUGGUGGGCUGUGCGAGAGGGCUGGACUUCUUGGUGUGGCAUCAGACAUUCUGCGACUAGUACAAGAAGCCCAGGGACCACAAGCUCGGGAUAA